AUGAAAGAGAAAUUGAUGGGGUUCCAUGUUGAUUCAGAAUUUUUACCAUUUCUAUUCUCCUUUGGAGAUGAGCCUCAUCUUGCCGAGAGCGGUGCAAUCAACGUCGCUACAAAAAGCUUGGGAGCAUACGCCCUAGAUGCAAAGAACCAAUAUACGGUCACAGAAACAAACAAAGGAAUGGAGAUUCUCACGAGAAAGACCAACUUUCUCACAGAAAAGACAGCAGAUUUCGCCGAGAAAUCGACAACGGACAACACGGUGAUCAAAUGGAUCACUAUCGUAUCCCUCUUCUACCUUCCGGGUAGCUUUGUGACUGUAAGGUCGGGGCUCGGGACGUUGAUUUGGAUAAUGACUGACUGCUGCCGAGCUUAUUUGGACUGA
This is a messenger RNA of Letharia columbiana, 381 nucleotides long. RefSeq lists its product as uncharacterized. NCBI's taxonomy places the organism in Eukaryota, Fungi, Ascomycota, Lecanoromycetes, Lecanorales, Parmeliaceae. The record is from RefSeq and is a predicted model, not a curated record. The transcript has a single exon. The coding region runs from base 1 to 381 and encodes 126 amino acids.